Cladophialophora immunda is the source of this 1123-nucleotide messenger RNA. RefSeq lists its product as uncharacterized. Gene Ontology annotation, biological process: vacuolar proton-transporting V-type ATPase complex assembly. Gene Ontology annotation, cellular component: endomembrane system. The transcript has a single exon. Bases 276 to 1028 code for a protein of 250 amino acids. Lineage: Eukaryota; Fungi; Ascomycota; Eurotiomycetes; Chaetothyriales; Herpotrichiellaceae. The record is from RefSeq and is a predicted model, not a curated record.
CACCAACACCACGCGAAGCGACUUUACUCGUCCUUGCAGCUGCCCACCUCGCGGCUAGUAGCUAGAAGAUCUACACCGUUUGGCGCGCCCUUGACAAGCGGGGGAGCUUUGCUAAUGAGCUCCUAAGAGACCCCAGAGCUGCAGCCUCGUGAGCACCUCGGUAAUCUAUCUCCAACUGCAAGGCUGCUUCUGUUCAUGACGGCACGAAGUCGUCACCUCGAAUAAACGACCGACACUCAGCUGUUUCCUGCAGCAUACAUGGAAGAUAAGACAAGAUGGUCCUCCUCACAACCACACCUCGCAUUCUCUCUGCCAUCUCCUCCCUCUCUUCCGAUGAUCGCUCGUCCCUCACAGAUCUGCCCACAACAUGCGGCCAGGCAGUCGAGCACACUACGCUCAUCGCCAUGUCCCGCCUCAGUAAAACAACCACUCUCAACAGCCUCCUCCGCGGCACCCACAUCUAUGUCCCUCCGCCACCGCCAAAACCUCAGCCAUCACCAGAAUACGUCGCACUCAUGGCAAAAUUGCGGCGAGAACAAGAACAGCGCGAAUAUGCCUCCCUCCUUUCCAAUUCCGCGUCAAGUUCCCUCAAUACCGACCGAGAAGAUGAAGAUGACGACAUCUCCUCUUCGCUGGUCCUCAAUAUCUUUCUCAGCAUAAUCCUCUGUGCGGCCGCAAUAUUCUACUUGACACGAUGGUGGGCCAACGACGGCUUACGAGUGCUCUUGUCUCUAGCCACGGGGAUUGUGGUGGGGGUCGCUGAAGUUGGCGUAUAUGCUGCCUAUCUGAGGAAAGUCAAGAUGAGCAGGGACAAGGAGAGAAGGAAGAAAGAGCGGAAGGUUGUCCUGGGGGAGUAUACGGGUUCAGAAACAGGAGGAAUAGCCUUGGACGCCAAAGGCACACCUGUCUCUGUCGAUGUGGGUGCAAUUAUGGAAAAGGAAGAGAUAUGGGGAAAGGGAAUUAACGGCGGGAUGAGAAGGCGCGUGAGGGAGAAAUGGCAGAGAGAUCAAGAGAAGACCAAAAUAUGAAAUAAUAUGAGAUGUAUUAGCGACAACAGAGCACCUUGCCUGGCACCCAAUUUAUAUGUAGCCUUUACGACAACUUCUUUGUUUCCUCGCACACC